Helianthus annuus (common sunflower) is the source of this 2350-nucleotide messenger RNA. RefSeq names its product formate--tetrahydrofolate ligase. Gene Ontology annotation, molecular function: ATP binding; formate-tetrahydrofolate ligase activity. The record is from RefSeq and is a predicted model, not a curated record. Bases 243 to 2141 code for a protein of 632 amino acids. NCBI's taxonomy places the organism in Eukaryota, Viridiplantae, Streptophyta, Magnoliopsida, Asterales, Asteraceae. The transcript is spliced from 5 exons.
CAAUUUAAUUAUUGUUGUAACUCAUGAAUAUUCACGGGAAAUUAAAAUUUCAAUUUAAUCUAGGGCUCCACUUAAGUUAUCACUGAUCUACACUAACCACAGAUAAGGUUCGCACUUCCAUGUUCAUCACACCAAUCCUUCAUUAGUUUCCAAUUUCCACAAAAAAGAAGAGUAAAAUCCCAUAACAAAUUCAAGAUCUUUGUCGGUAAAACACCACCCUUUAUCUCAAAGAUCAAGAAAUAAUGACUUCAAGAAAACUGCAAGUGGUAUCCCCUGUUCCAGCAGAUAUAGAUAUAGCAAACUCUGUUGUUCCUCUGCACAUCUCUGAGAUUGCUAAAGAUCUCAAUCUUAACCCUGAUCAUUAUGAUCUUUAUGGCAAAUACAAGGCAAAGGUUUUAUUGUCUGUGUUUGAUGAACUUAAAGAAAGACAAGAUGGAUACUAUGUUGUUGUUGGAGGAAUCACUCCAACUCCUCUUGGAGAAGGCAAGUCUACUACUACUGUUGGUCUUUGUCAAGCUUUGGGAGCUUUUCUCGAUAAAAAGGUUGUCACCACUCUUCGACAACCAUCACAAGGGCCAACAUUCGGGAUCAAAGGCGGUGCAGCCGGCGGUGGUUACAGUCAAGUCAUCCCUAUGGAUGAGUUCAAUCUCCAUUUAACCGGUGACAUCCACGCAAUCACCGCUGCAAACAACCUUCUAGCCGCUGCCAUCGACACCCGAAUCUUCCACGAAAACACACAAAAAGACACCGCCCUCUUUAACCGAUUGUGUCCACCCGACAAAGAAGGUAAGCGCGCAUUCAAUGACAUUAUGUUCCGACGCUUAAAAAAGCUCAACAUCACCAAAACCAAACCCGAAGAUUUGACCCCAGAAGAAGUCACCAAGUUUGCUAGACUCGACAUUGACCCGGAUAGCAUCACUUGGAGGCGGGUCAUGGAUGUUAACGACCGUUUCUUGCGAAAAAUCACCGUGGGCCAAGGCCCAGAUGAGAAAGGAAUGGUGAGAGAAACUGGUUUCGAUAUAUCGGUUGCGAGUGAGAUAAUGGCGGUUUUAGCGCUCACUACAUCGUUAUCCGACAUGAGAGAACGCCUCGGGAAAAUGGUGAUCGGUAACAGCAAAAGCGGUGACCCCAUAACCGCUGACGAUCUUGGGCUUGGUGGUGCGUUAACCGUGCUCAUGAAAGAUGCGAUCAACCCAACCCUUAUGCAGACACUCGAAGGCACCCCGGUUCUUGUUCACGCAGGCCCGUUUGCCAACAUAGCUCACGGGAACUCGUCUAUAGUCGCUGACAAGAUCGCGUUAAAGCUAGUGGGGCCCGGCGGGUAUGUUGUUACGGAAGCAGGAUUUGGUUCUGAUAUAGGAACUGAGAAGUUUAUGAACAUUAAAUGUCGAUACAGUGGUUUGAAACCUCAGUGCGCGAUUAUUGUGGCGACUAUUAGGGCCCUAAAGAUGCACGGUGGUGGGCCACUGGUGACAGCUGGCAAGCCGCUUGAUCGCGCUUACACAACUGAAAAUGUGGGUCUUGUGGAAGCAGGGUGCGUGAACCUGGCUCGACACAUUGAGAACACGAAGGCUUAUGGUGUGAAUGUUGUUGUGGCUGUGAAUAAGUUUGCUACUGAUACGGAUGCUGAAAUAGCCGCUGUUAAGAACGCCGCCCUUGCGGCGGGUGCGUUUGAUGCUGUUCUUUGCACUCAUCAUGCCCAUGGUGGAAAAGGAGCGGUUGACCUCGGUAUUGCGGUCCAAAAGGCCUGUGAAAAUGCGACGCAACCUUUGAAAUUCUUGUACCCGUUGGACAUAAGCAUCAAAGAGAAGAUAGAAGCCAUUGCAAGAUCAUAUGGUGCUAGUGGUGUUGAAUACUCAGAUCAGGCGGAGAAACAGAUUGAGAUGUAUACCAAACAAGGCUUUUCGGGUUUACCAAUCUGUAUGGCGAAAACCCAAUACUCGUUUUCCGACAAUGCAUCAGCCAAGGGGGCUCCAUCUGGAUUCGUGUUGCCAAUCAGGGACGUUAGGGGAAGCAUUGGUGCUGGAUUCAUAUACCCGUUGGUCGGGACCAUGAGCACUAUGCCUGGCCUUCCUACACGACCAUGCUUCUAUGACAUUGAUCUCGACACUGAAACUGGACGCGUAAAAGGGCUUUCUUAAACCGUUCAAGAAUAACAGGGUUCGGGUUUGAUCGAUGGAAGUUUCUUUGAUAUUCCAACUUCUGCGGUUUGAAGAAAUUUGAGUUCUUGUACUUGGUUGUUGUGUAUUAGAUGAAUUAUGUCUGUUUUCGGCUCUGCACAUUGCCUUUGCAAUUGUAACCAAAGAAAUAAUCAGCUGGGAGAAUAAUAAAUUGAUAUUCCAAAAUCUAA